AGCCCACUAGUGAGUCAGAAAAAAGUGUGAGUGACCCAUAUCCGUUAAAAAACCCGCCAACCAUUGACCCUUUAUAUAUCAAAAUUCCACUCCAUUUUCUCACUCUUGUGCUGACUUGACUUCACACUUUAGAGAGAGAAAGCAAGAGAGAGAGAGAGAGCCGUCAGCCACAUUACUAGGCUUCAAAGGCUUUCAAAGGAUAUUUUUUCUUUAACCAUGCAAUGGCUGCACCAGUCUCCUUUGGCAUUGUAACUUCAACUUGAGCAAAGAGGAUUUUUUUUUACCUGGACUGAAUGGAGCAGUAUGAGAAAGUUGAGAAGAUUGGGGAAGGAACCUAUGGUGUAGUUUAUAAGGCUCGUGACCGUACGACUAAUGAGACUAUAGCUUUAAAGAAGAUUCGCUUGGAGCAGGAAGAUGAGGGAGUACCAAGCACAGCAAUACGGGAAAUCUCCCUCUUGAAAGAAAUGCAGCAUGGGAACAUUGUCAGGUUACAGGAUGUUGUGCACAGUGAGAAGCGCUUAUAUCUGGUUUUUGAGUACCUUGACUUGGAUCUUAAGAAGUACAUGGAUUCAUCUCCAGAAUUUGCAAAGGAUCUACGUCAAAUAAAAAUGUUCCUUUAUCAAAUUCUCCGUGGCAUUGCUUAUUGUCAUUCUCAUAGAGUUCUUCACCGAGAUUUGAAACCCCAAAAUUUGCUAAUAGAUCGCCGUACGAACGCGCUAAAGCUUGCUGACUUUGGACUGGCCCGAGCAUUUGGUAUUCCAGUCAGAACAUUUACACAUGAGGUGGUGACCCUGUGGUACAGAGCUCCAGAAAUAUUGCUUGGAUCCCGCCACUACUCUACCCCUGUUGAUGUGUGGUCAGUUGGAUGUAUAUUUGCUGAGAUGGUUAACCAACGAGCAUUAUUUCCUGGGGACUCUGAGAUUGAUGAGCUAUUUAAGAUUUUCAGAGUCUUAGGUACUCCAAAUGACAAUACAUGGCCUGGUGUGACAUCUUUGCCUGAUUACAAAUCUACCUUUCCCAAAUGGCCCUCCAAGGAUCUGGCUACUGUGGUUCCAAGUCUUGAUUCAGCUGGAGUUGAUCUUCUUUCUAAAAUGCUCUGCUUUGAUCCCAGCAGAAGAAUUACAGCCAGGAGUGCUCUUGAGCAUGAAUACUUCAAAGAUAUCGGGUUUGUACCCUGAUUCUCUGUAACCAUUCUGUUGGAGAAGUAUAUAUAUUAAUGUGUAGAAUUCUAUGGGUUUUGAUUGUGUGAGAAAUAUGUAUGAAGUCUUUAGUUGCCUUUUUUUUUUUUUGGUUGAAUUUUAGAUUUCUUUAAUUUGGUGUUAGAUGAAAAAAUUGGAACAACUAGAAUCUGCUUCAAUUUUUUUCCCCUUACCUCCUUGUCCUAAUGGUAACUGGCAUUUUCUUUCCAAUGCGCCUGUAAUUGACAGUAUCAUGUAUGAGAGAAAACAUAGUAUUUUUAUUUUUGUUA
Messenger RNA from Quercus lobata, 1468 nucleotides. RefSeq names its product cell division control protein 2 homolog A-like. The record is from RefSeq and is a predicted model, not a curated record. Gene Ontology annotation, biological process: regulation of gene expression; protein phosphorylation; regulation of G2/M transition of mitotic cell cycle. Lineage: Eukaryota; Viridiplantae; Streptophyta; Magnoliopsida; Fagales; Fagaceae. Bases 294 to 1178 code for a protein of 294 amino acids. Gene Ontology annotation, molecular function: cyclin-dependent protein serine/threonine kinase activity; cyclin binding; ATP binding. The transcript is spliced from 9 exons. Gene Ontology annotation, cellular component: nucleus; cytoplasm; cyclin-dependent protein kinase holoenzyme complex.